This is a messenger RNA of Daucus carota subsp. sativus, 2126 nucleotides long. RefSeq names its product nucleobase-ascorbate transporter 6. The transcript has 15 exons. The record is from RefSeq and is a predicted model, not a curated record. Gene Ontology annotation, biological process: transmembrane transport. Gene Ontology annotation, molecular function: transmembrane transporter activity. NCBI's taxonomy places the organism in Eukaryota, Viridiplantae, Streptophyta, Magnoliopsida, Apiales, Apiaceae. Bases 335 to 1933 code for a protein of 532 amino acids. Gene Ontology annotation, cellular component: membrane.
AUUCUCUUUGAUUUUAUAUAUCUUCUAGUGGGUUUUGGCUUUUUAAUCUGUAGCACAUAGUUAAUUAUUUCAUACCUCUUUAAUGAUUCUUCUAUAGGCUUUUCACCAAAAUGGAAGCAGAUGCAUUGUUCUUAAUGUUUUAGCUUAUAGUAAGUUAACUAUAGUGGAGAGAACUCUUUGAACUUGAAUCAGAACCAGAGGUUACUUAGAACAAAAUUUGCAGAACCACGACAUCGAAUAAGUACAGGGCUCCAACAGUUUCUACCACCUUUAGAAUACAUGCAUAUGCAUUUUAGCUUUUGAUCCUAUAGGGAUUUGAGAAACAGCGAAAAUCAUGGCAGGAGGAGCUGCACCACCACCCAAACAAGAAGAGCUGCUUCCGCAUCCAGUGAAAGAUCAGUUGCCAAACAUUGCUUACUGUAUCACUAGUCCCCCUCCCUGGCCUGAGGCCAUUUUACUUGGGUUCCAGCACUAUCUUGUGAUGCUUGGGACGACAGUUCUCAUUCCCACGACUCUAGUUCCACAGAUGGGAGGAGGAAAUGAAGAAAAAGCAAAAAUGAUCCAGACACUACUUUUUGUGGCUGGAGUGAAUACGUUGGCACAGACAUCGUUUGGUACCCGAUUGCCUGCUGUAAUUGGAGCCUCUUACACGUUUGUACCAACAACCCUCUCAAUUGUCUUGGCUGGUCGAUACAGUGACCUUGUAGAUCCUCAGGAGAAGUUUGAGAAGAUUAUGCGAGGGACACAAGGUGCUCUUAUUGUUGCGUCUACCCUUCAAAUUGUUCUCGGCUUUAGUGGCCUUUGGAGAAAUGUGGUCAGAUUCAUGAGUCCACUGUCCAUAGCUCCAUUGGUAUGUCUAACAGGGUUCGGGCUAUAUGAGUUUGGUUUUCCACUGCUUUCAAAAUGUGUGGAGAUCGGUCUGCCACAACUCGUUCUUCUAGUUAUCUUCUCACAGUAUGUACCUCAUCUUAUGAGUGGGGAGAGGCAUAUCUUUGACCGCUUUGCUGUCAUAUUCUCGGUGAUCAUUGUGUGGAUUUAUGCUCACUUGCUGACUGUUGGUGGAGCUUAUAAGCACUCACCAAGAACACCCCAAAUGAGCUGUCGAACAGACCGUGCUGGAAUUAUUGGUGCAGCUCCAUGGAUACGGGUUCCAUAUCCGUUCCAAUGGGGAGCUCCUACAUUCGAUGCUGGAGAAGCUUUUGCAAUGAUGGCUGCUUCAUUUGUCGCUCUUGUUGAGUCCACUGGUGCGUUCUUUGCUGUGUCAAGGUAUGCGGGUGCGACCCCUAUACCGCCCUCUGUGCUCAGUCGUGGAGUCGGUUGGCAGGGACUGGGCAUAUUGCUCUCCGGAGUUUUUGGAACAGGAAACGGGUCAUCUGUAUCCGUUGAAAAUGCUGGUCUGCUAGCAUUGACACGAGCAGGCAGCCGAAGGGUUGUACAGAUAUCUGCUGGAUUCAUGAUAUUUUUUUCGAUACUAGCAAAAUUUGGAGCGGUCUUUGCUUCAAUUCCAGCACCAAUCAUCGCAGCUCUGUAUGUUCUGUUCUUUGCCUAUGUUGGUUCAGGAGGCCUUAGUUUCCUUCAGUUUUGCAAUCUCAACAGCUUCAGAACAAAGUUCAUCUUGGGCUUCUCAAUUUUCAUGGGACUAUCGAUUCCACAAUAUUUCAACGAACAUUUAGUAGUAAAGGGUUAUGGUCCUGUCCACACUAAUGCUAGAUGGUUUAAUGAUAUGAUCAACGUUCCAUUCUCGUCGAAAGCGUUUGUUGCUGGCUUUCUGGCUAUGUUCCUCGAUGUCACGCUUCAUCAGAAAGACAAUGCCACUAGAAAGGACCGGGGUAUGCAAUGGUGGAUCAAAUUCAGGGCAUUCAAGACAGAUACGAGAAGUGAAGAGUUCUAUUCCCUGCCCUUCAAUCUUAACAAAUUUUUUCCUUCGGUGUAAUACAACUCAACUCUGGGGAUGUAAAAGCAUGAGCUACGCUACUUUUUUCACGUAAAAUAAACAUUGGUUUUCUGUCUAUGGUAUCAUAAAAUUAUGAGUAGUGCUACAUGCACAAAAUUAGGUAAUGCAAUUAUGGUUUUUGGCACCGUGGUGCUGUUGUCGACUAUGAUGAAAUUCACUGUGCAUUAUUCUC